AUGUCAAUUACUGAAACACACUUAAAAACAUAUGAAGAUCAAAAAGAAGCCUAUAACAAAGGGAAUGGAAGUAUCUUCUUUAAUUCACUAUUUGGAGCAAGAAAAGCUCAAAAGGGAACAGCUCUCUUCCAUAUUCUUAACAACAAAAGAAAACGAUUCAUAUCCAACGAAAAUCUAAUACAAGGAAAACUUCAAUGGACAAGGUUUUUCUCUAGAAACAAACCUAUUAACAUCAUUACGGUUUAUGCUUCAUCUGAUGGUGAAGAUGAUGAUGAAAUAAUCAACAUUAUUAUUCACCUUCUACUAAAAUGUGAAAAUGAAUUCAACAUUGUGCUAGGAGAUUUCAAUAUCAACACAAGGAAACCACAAAAUUCGAGAGAAAAAGAAUGGAAAGAACUUAUUGAGUGUUUCCAACUCAAAGAACUAAUCAUCCCAGAGAAUUACACAUACGUCAGAAAAGUCAUCAACUCAGUUCAAAAAUCACGACCUGAUCAUAUCUUCGUUUCUAACAACAUCAGAAUAAUCAGAGAAGUUAUUUUGCCACCAAUAUCCAAAAAUGAUCAUCUACCGUUCUAUAUUGACAUUGAGCUCGAAACAGACUAUUGUUGGAGAAACUUCAUCUCUAGGAAAGAUAUGAAUCAAAUCUCAACAACAUUGAACGAAUCACACUAUGAUUCAUUUGAUGCACUUCAGAAAGACAUAUCAGAAAUGGUUAACAAAUUUUCUUUCAAAGACGAUAAGACCAAUCUCAAAUACAUUAACACAAUCAAUAAGAAAGAAAUCAAAACCAAAGAAAUAGAACUCCUCCAUCUUGUAACACAAGGAAAAGGUCAAAAUAUCGAGGAAAUUGAAAAACUAAGAAAUAAUAUCAAAGUACUAUACAAGGAAACUGGAGCUGAUAUCAAAGCAAAACUAAGUGAAAAUUUCAACAAACAUGACAGCUCAAUGAUUUACCAGUUUGACAAACAUCUAAAAGAAAAAUCAAUAGAUUGGGAAAAUAUCCAAUUCUCUGAAGAAGAAAUUGUGCAUCAUUUUGAAACAAAAUUUACCUCAGUAUCCAAAUCAUCAGACUUUGAAAAUCCACCAUCAACCGUCAAGAAAGGACCGAAAAUACCACAAAUAAGCCUUAAAACAAUUAAAGAGGCGAUAUCGAGAAUGAAAUCCAACACACCCGGUCUAGACUCAAUAUCCUUCCAAAUUAUACGUAAUCUCAAAGACGAACAUCUACAACUUAUUGCUGACCAAUUUGAAAACUGCAUUCAACAAGGUAAUAUCCCUGAAGAAUGGAAAUCUGGUUGGGUUAAAUUACUCCCUAAAAGAGACAUUCAAAAACUAAAUGAUAUUAGACCCAUAACCAUUCUCCCAAUAUAUUACAGAAUACUUUUCAACAUAAUUGCAUACGAAUUAAGACAAUGGGCUUCCAAACACAUCAACUUAAGGCAACAAGCAUUUAUUUCACACAGAAACACAAUGAAUCACGGAUUAUUACUUUCAUCUCUAGCCAAAAAGAACAAGUCGUCAUUCCUUUUGGUAAACUUAGACAUCGAAGGCGCCUAUGAUUCCGUUGAAGAUCAUAUCAUUGAAAAAGCUCUCACUCAUUGUAAGUUUCCAGAUGAGUUGAAAACUUUUAUACUAAACUCAUACAAGAGUCAAAUAUUACAGCUAGAAAUUGAUCACCAUCUCUCUAGACCAUUCACAAAAACAAGAGGAAUACCACAAGGAUGCCCUUUAGCUCCUCUUAUAUAUGAUUGUAUUACUCAACUCAUCAUUGACAAAUGCAUACAACAAUGGAAAAUUUCAAUCAAACCAACCAAGCUUAAUAUUAACGAUAUUGGUUUGCUCUGCUUUGCUGAUGACAUUAAUUUAGUUUCAAACAGAUACUGCAAUUAUAACGAAAGACUUGAUAAUAUCUCUAAAUGGCUCGGCCAAUUAAGUCUAAAAAUUAAUCCUUCAAAAUCCAUGGCAACCACUCUCCCAACUAAAAGCAAAAUGAAGCCAAUGAUAGACGGUACUAUUAUACCAAGAUUCAAAAACCUUCGAGUACUUGGACACUAUCCUUGGGAUGACUCUACUUUAAAUGAAGAUAUUGAAAAAAGAAUCCUCCAAUUUCAACUCUCACUCAAAUAUAUUCCACUGAAAAGAAUGGAGAUAACAAACAUUAAGAAAGUAAUUUUUGCCAAAUGCACUAGCUUAUUUACACACAUUUUACGAACAAAUUACAUUCCUGAAUCACUUGUUGAUAGAAUUAACAUUGAAGUAAGAAAAGCAAUAAGAAAGAAAAUUUUCAUGCAUAAUGCUAGUCCAACAAACUAUUUUCACCUCCCAAUCACCUAUGGCGGACUUGGUAUUCCAAGAUUCGAUAUCUUUGCAGAUGAAAUUCGAAUCAAAACAGCCCUGUAUCUUAUUAACAAUGAUAAUGAACUUCUUAGAGAAGUAUAUUCAGAAGGAAUCAAACACGAAAAUUCGAUUUUUAAGGAAAUGAACAGAUCAAUGAAGAAAUACAAGAUCAGACCUCAACAAUUUAACAAUGACGAAAUCUUUCCAAAACUCAAAGGAAAGAAUUUUACUAUUUACACUGACGGAUCAAAUCUCAACAACUCAACAGGUUUCGGCUUUACCGCCAAAGUUAACAAUUCCCAAGAAACCCAAGAUUUCUCAUACAAAAUUAACAGCGAAUACUCACAUAACGUUGCUGAAUUAUCAGCAAUACUCACAUCACUAAAGAUACUUCCACCUAAAUCUAAGGCAAAAAUUCACACAGAUAGUGAAAUAUCCAUCCACGUUUUGAAAAACAAAGCCUAUAACGGAAUUUUUAACUGCUUCAAGCAUGAAUAUCAACAGGUCAUUCAACAAUCCAAUCUAAAUAUUCAACUAAUCAAAGUUAAAGGUCAUGUCAACAAAGGAAACAUCAAAGCUGACGAAUUAGCUAAGAAAGGAGCUCAAGAGCACAACUAUUUUGACAUUAAGAAGCUAUUUUCGAACCAAACCAUCCUUGCCACAUCUAAUACCAUUAUUUUCGACAUCAAAAAAUCCAUACAAAAGAAAAGAUAUGAUGUAAUGUUUAGCCAAUUUGAUAGAGAUAAUUCCAGUCUACACCUUACCAAGAACUGGUCAUCUAUCAAUCUAAAAUUCAUCAAAUCUAAAAUUGACACAAAUACUAAGUGGUCAAUCUGGAGAAACUUAACAAGCAACCAUAUCAAACAACAUAAGGAAAGACAAUGCGCUCACUGUAAAUGCCCCGGAACUCUAAAACAUUUCAUAUACUAUUGCCCUAAUACUCAAUGCUUUAGGGAUUUUUUCUACACUAAAUUCCUAGAUAUUACAUCAAUGCAAUGUAUCCUCAACGAUUAUCAAGAAUCAAGAUACUGUGAAAGAAGGAAAGUUUUCAUUAUUCAUCAUGACGGAGUAAUGAUUCGAGAUACUCAAAUGCCCAACUUUAAAAAUUUACCAAAUAUUUACCAAAAUUGGCCUGAAAUCCAAACAAUUCUCACCCUACUAGUUGGUAAAUGUCACACCAAGUAUUAUGAAAACUCAAGGUUUAAAAAACCAAUUCAAAAACAAACCCCAAUCCUCACGGAUUUACCAGCACCAGUGGUGCUAACAAUAAACUAA
Messenger RNA from Naegleria fowleri, 3612 nucleotides. RefSeq lists its product as uncharacterized. The transcript has a single exon. Gene Ontology annotation, molecular function: RNA-DNA hybrid ribonuclease activity; nucleic acid binding. The record is from RefSeq and is a predicted model, not a curated record. Bases 1 to 3612 code for a protein of 1203 amino acids. Lineage: Eukaryota; Heterolobosea; Eutetramitea; Acrasida; Naegleriidae.